Panicum virgatum (switchgrass) is the source of this 2689-nucleotide messenger RNA. RefSeq names its product vacuolar protein sorting-associated protein 52 A-like. Gene Ontology annotation, cellular component: GARP complex. Bases 76 to 2136 code for a protein of 686 amino acids. The transcript is spliced from 19 exons. The record is from RefSeq and is a predicted model, not a curated record. Gene Ontology annotation, biological process: endocytic recycling; Golgi to vacuole transport; retrograde transport, endosome to Golgi. Gene Ontology annotation, molecular function: syntaxin binding. NCBI's taxonomy places the organism in Eukaryota, Viridiplantae, Streptophyta, Magnoliopsida, Poales, Poaceae.
CACUCAUGCAAUCUGCCUCUAAGAUGAUUUCCGCUGCAUGUUACAAGAACUACAGGCGUGGUAGCAGCGACCCCUAUGGCUUGGGCUCAGGAGCAGCGAAUUGAAGAGCAUUUUGGUCGGUUUCUGUGCUUCGAUGAGGAUUCGGAAAGUGAGGAUAUAUUACUGGAUGAGCUGGAGGAGGAGCUCGAAGAGCACAAGGACUAUGAUGCACUAAUAACUAUUUUAAGGAAAGGUGAAAAACAACGUGGCAUGGCGACAUUGGUUGAGGGCAACCUAGGCCAUAUUGAAGAAGCUUUGAUUCAGGAUUAUAUUGAAGACAACGACAAACUUGCUCUGUUGCAUGAUCAGAUUCAUGAAUGUGACAUUAUUUUGUCACAAAUAGGAUCACUUCUUAGUGGCUUCCAGGCCCAUAUAGGUUCAAUAAGCUCGGAAAUCAGAAGCCUCCAGGUGAAAUCCUUGGAUAUAAGUGUUCAACUGAAGAACCGCAAGUUGGUGGAGACAAAGCUUGCUGCAUUUGUUGAAGAGAUAAUUGCUCCUCCUGGUUUAGUAGAUAUUCUUGUUAAUGGAGAGGUAAAUGAUGGUUAUGCCAGAAGUCUGGAGAUUUUGAGCAAAAAGUUGAAAUUUGUUCAAGUCAACCCACUGAUUAAUGCAUCAAAAGCUUUGAAAGAUAUUACACAAGAACUGGAAAGGCUUCGACAAAAAGCACUAUCCAAGGUUUCCAGCCACAUUAUCGAGAUUUUCUUUGCUAUGAGAAAGCCUGGAACUAAUAUACAGAUAUUGCAACAAAAUUUGCUUCAGAAACAUAGGUAUCUCGUUGUGUUUCUUAAAGAGCAUGGUUCCGAGACAUAUGGUGAUUUGUGUGCAUCGUAUGUUGAUACAAUGAACAAGGUACUGAGUACAUACUUUCGUGUGUAUGUAGAAGCACUAGAGAGGCUGAAACUAGAUAUUGGUGUAUCCAGUGAUUUAAGUGGACAUGAUAGUAUCACUGAUAUUAUAGCAAGGGGAAGGGAGCAUUUGAGAGAUCACCGUUUCAUGUUUUCAUUGGGUGAACGUGCAAAUAUUUUGAAGGAGAUCGAUCAACCUGGCUUGGUUCCUCAAGUCAACUCUCGCAAAUAUCCAUAUGAAGUUAUUUUCAGGAGCAUUCAGAAGCUUCUGAUGGACACCGCUAGUUCUGAGUAUCUUUUCAUUGAAGCAUUCUUUGGAGAAGAGUCACUAUUUUAUCAAGUUUUUGAAGGACCUUUUGCUGUUAUUGAUCAUCAUUUGGAUCUUACUCUUCCAAAGUGUCAUGAUGCUGUGUGCCUGAUGCUCAUGAUCUGCAUAACUAGGAAGCACCAGUUGGUUAUGUCCAACAGACAGCUUCCUUGUCUUGAGAACUACUUUGAUAAGGCUGUCAUGUAUCUCUGGCCACGAUUCAAGGUAGUGUUUGACAUGUACCUUAGAAGCUCAUAUCAGUGUGAUGCAAAAACGUUAUGGAUAGAUGGUACCCAUCCGCACCAUAUUGUAAGGUGCUAUGUGGAGUUCACAGCAUCCCUUGUUCAACUUAAUGCUGAAUGUGGAGACGGUCAGCUUGAUAUGAACUUGGAACGCUUGCGGUCAGCUAUUGAUGGUCUACUUGUUAGGCUUGCCCAAAAUUUCACAACUCCCAAGCUGCAGCAUCUUUUUGUUUUGAAUAAUUAUGACAUGGCCAUCUCUGUCCUCAAGGAAGCUGGUGAUGAAGCCAAAAAUCUGCAAAGAUAUUUUGAAGACAAACUAGAAAGUAACAUGAUGGCUUUUGUGGAUGAUUUGCUCAUGGAACAUUUCAGCGAUUUACUUCGAUUUGUUAGGAGUCGUGUAUCUGAAGACCUGCUAUUUUACACUGAGCACUCAAAUAUUGAUGAACUUGAGCCAGUUGUGAAGAACUUUGCCAUGAAGUGGAGAAGUGCUCUAGAGAUCAUGCACAAUGAAGUUGUAACUUCUUGCAGUAACCUCUUGUCCGGGAUGGCAAUUCUAAAAGCAGCUAUGGCUCAGUUGCUUAAUGACUACAACAGACUCUCAGAAUGUGUGAAAAAAAUCCCAGGGGGAUCAGCUUUGAACAGACAUCUGGUUUCCAUCACCUCAAUUUCAUAUGAGAUAAGGAAAUACUCAAGAGCACUCUAGUUGCUUAUCAUGGGCCUAAGAAAUUCUAAACAAAAGGUACGUUUGGUUCAUUGCUUUCCUGAGCUAGAGCUCAGCUGGGCAAGCUCGCCCGCUCUAGCCAUGCUGUGCUUGGCGCGGCUAAUCAUUUGGUUGGAGACAAAUAAAACUAACUGUUGCAGUAAAGAUUUCUUUGGCCAGCCGUGCGAUUCGUGCUCCUAUUUUGUCAGGUGAGACAGGCGCUUGGGUUUGCUGUUAAAAGAGCGAAAUUGACUCUCCUUCAAAAGCGAGGUUUCUGUUGCCUGGCGAGGCGCGCUCGCCCCAGGAAGCGAGAAAUUUUUGGAAGUUCCAAUAGCAAGGAUAGUACAGUUUUUGCCGAGGAUCCAAACGCACAAAAAAUAUCACCAUUGAACUUUUCAAACAUUCACCCAAAUAAAUGCCAGCUGUCAGUUUUAGUUUGAUUUGAAAUUAGGUGUUGUCAAUAAAAUAGUUUGAACAUUUAUUUAUUCGCGGCUGUCGCUGUUGUUAAUGUUAUUGCUUUUUUUUAUGUGUGAUCAUACUACGACAACAGGGACCU